GACGGCCAGCUGAUCGAGUGCGGCUGCUGCUACGGGGAGUUUGCGUUUGAGAAGAUGACGCAGUGUUCAGACGGCCACCUGUUCUGUAAAGAGUGCCUGGUCAAAUACGCUCAGGAGGCAGUGUUUGGCUCCGGAAAGUCGGAGCUGAGCUGCAUGGAGGGGGGCUGCCCGUGCUCCUACCCGGUGUGUGAGCUGGAGAAGGUCCUCCCGGAGAACAUACUGUGUAAAUACUACGAGAGGCAGGCGGAGGAGGCGGUCGCUGCCACCUGUGCUGAUGAACUCGUGCGGUAA
This is a messenger RNA of Plectropomus leopardus (leopard coralgrouper), 291 nucleotides long. NCBI's taxonomy places the organism in Eukaryota, Metazoa, Chordata, Actinopteri, Perciformes, Serranidae. The record is from RefSeq and is a predicted model, not a curated record.